AUGCUCUCUUUUGCUUUCCCUUCCGCGGUCGUGUCUGUCCUACCUCCCGCAAUUGCGUCUGCAAAACCUGUCGACGUUGCCCUCGCCACUCUUACUACAUGGGUCCUCCUCAAAGCCUUGAAGAGCAUGCGCAAGCGCGUGACUACCACUAAGCUGAAAGGCCCUCCGAGUGCCAGCUGGAUUUGGGGCGUCGGCCGCGUCACUGACGAAGCCGAAGACUCUGCUGUGCUUUACGAGAAGUGGGAGCAAGAAUAUGGCGUCGCUUACCAAGUGCCGGCCGCUCUGGGAAUCAACAAGGUCAUUCUAUGCGACCCCAAAGCUCUUGCCCAUUUGUGGGCUCGGGACACUGUCACGUAUGACCACGAAGCAGCUACCAAGAAGAUGAUCGACAUAUCCAUCGGAAAGGGAGUCAUUUGGGCUCACGGUGACAGCCAUAAGAGACAACGCAAAGCGCUCACACCCGCGUUCAGUCACGCUGCUCUCCGCCGCAUGACUUCAGUCUUUCUCAAUUCAGCGUACAAGGUUCGAGAUGGAUGGCACGCGAUCCUGGAUAAUGCCGGCGAUGGAUCAGUCAUCGAGGUCCAGAAAUGGAUGAGUGGAAUUGCCCUCGACUCGAUUGGAUUAGCUGGUUUUUCGCAUGACUUUGGUGCAACGACGAACCAGGACACCGACGUGGUCAAGCUGUUCCACUCGGUCGGAGGGAACCCCACUCAGCUUGCCAGAUUCUUCACCCUCCUCGGUGUUGCGUUCCCCUGGCUCGCGGAAGUUCCAAUCCCGCACAACCAGCGCGUCAAGCGCCUGGCUACUUUUAUGGAAGAGAUCUCCGGUGGCUGGUUCGAGCGCUCUCGUCAGGAGAAACAGGAACUCGGCGCCGCGACUGUCGAUGAAAAGUCGGUGCUUGGACUUCUCCUCAAGGCUGAGGUAGCGAACUCUGAGCUUCGCCUUUCUCAUGAGGAAAUCAUUGAUGAGAUGAAAGUUCUUCUCUCCGCCGGCUUUGAAACCAGCUCCACCACCCUGACCUGGACUCUUGCAGAGCUUUCCAAAAACCCUACGGCCCAGGAAAAGCUCCGUGAAGAACUUCUCGGGCAAUUCGCAAACACAGACCCAACGUACGACGAUUUGAAUGGGGGACUGCCUUACCUUGAUGCAGUGGUGCACGAAGUGCUCCGCCUCCACCCACCCGUGGCCGAGCUCCAGCGCGAGGCCCUCGAGGACGACGUCAUUCCUCUCGGCGCGCCUAUCCAAGACGCCAACGGACGCGUGAUAGACAGUAUCACCAUCGCCAAAGGCACGCUCGUCUUCAUGUCCGUCGAAUACCUCAACCGGUCCGAGAAAUUCUGGGGCCCGGAUGCCAAGGUCUUCCGCCCCGAGCGCUGGCUCGAGGGAGGCGACCUGCAGGCGGGUAACGUCAAGGCUAACGAGCUCCGGGGCCACAAGCAUCUCCUCACGUUUAAUGACGGGCCAAGGACCUGUCUCGGAAAGAAUUUCGCGCUUGCGGAGCUCAAGGCCUCGCUGUCUGUACUAGUUAGGAACUUUGCUUUCGAGCCUCGUGACAAGAAAGACAGGGUUGAAAGAAUUGUAGGCAAUUUGGUCCGUCCAAAAGUGGUUGGGCAGCCCGGUAUCGAGGUCCCUCUUCGCGUUAGGCGUGUGGACUAA
Messenger RNA from Coniophora puteana RWD-64-598 SS2, 1656 nucleotides. RefSeq names its product cytochrome P450. Gene Ontology annotation, molecular function: monooxygenase activity; iron ion binding; oxidoreductase activity, acting on paired donors, with incorporation or reduction of molecular oxygen. The transcript has 12 exons. Lineage: Eukaryota; Fungi; Basidiomycota; Agaricomycetes; Boletales; Coniophoraceae. The record is from RefSeq and is a predicted model, not a curated record. Bases 1 to 1656 code for a protein of 551 amino acids.